CUGUCGAGAUGUUCAUAAAACUAAACUAGUAUAGGAUAUUCUUUUCCUCUCAAAUAAAAAGGAUAGGAUAUUCCUUCCUCGGAGCAGGACAACUGGACAAGAGGCAAGAGGGUGACUCCAAGUUGGUUGGCACUGCAGCAGCCGCAGCCGCAGCCGCCGCACGAUACGCCACGCCACAGAUGGCGGCCGGCAGCGGCAUGCCGUUGCCGGGAGCAGGCAGGCACACCACAAAACCGCACGGCGCGAGUACACACACACAGGAGGAACACGACAGACAUGGCGAGUGGCCGGCCGGCCAUGCGCUCCUCGCCACACAAGUGAACAACUCCAUCAUCAACAUCUUGCGUGCCAUCCGCCUCCUCAUUUCAUUCCUCUGCUUCUAAUUCUUCAAUCGGUUCUUCUUCUUAUCUUGUUAUCUUCACGUACGGAUGCCAUGCCCUGCCAAUGCCAUGCCAUCAUCUACCGGCAACCAACAAAGCCAGCGAAACCCUUAAUUAUUAGCUCCUCGUUAACGACGACAUUGCCUCCUGCAUCUGCGGCAUACCGUCGUCGAUCGAUGGCGGCGCCGGCGCCGCCCAUCAGCAAGCGCCUGAUGCGGUGCCGGUGCUGCGAGGACACGCUGGGCGUCCCGCUCCGCCGCGCCCAGCAGCAGCAGCAGCAGUUCCCGGAGCUGGUGCGGCUGCGUGAUGCGCCUCCGCCGCCGCGGCCCCGGCGCAUCGUGCUGGUGCGGCACGGCGAGAGCGAGGGCAACGUGGACGAGGCCGCCUACACGCGCGUCCCAGACCCGCGCAUCGGCCUCACAGCCAAGGGCCGCCGCGACGCCGAGCUCUGCGGCCGCCGCCUCCGGGACCUCUUCUCCUCCGGCUCCGACGACGACUGGAAGGUCUACUUCUACGUCUCCCCCUACCGCCGCACGCUGGAGACGCUGCGCGGCAUCGCCCACUCCCUCGAGCCCCACCGCAUCGCCGGCGUCCGGGAGGAGCCGCGCCUCCGCGAGCAGGACUUCGGCAACUUCCAGGACCGCGACCGGAUGCGCGUCGAGAAGGAGACCCGCCUCCGCUACGGCCGCUUCUUCUACCGCUUCCCCAACGGCGAGUCGGCCGCCGACGUCUACGACCGCAUCACCGGAUUCCGGGAGACGCUGCGCGCCGACAUCGACAUCGGCCGCUUCCAGCCGCCCGGGGAGCAGAGCCCCAACAUGAACGUCGUGCUCGUCUCCCACGGCCUCACGCUCCGCGUCUUCCUCAUGCGCUGGUACAAGUGGACGGUGCGCCAGUUCGAGAGCCUCGAGAACCUCGACAAUGGCGGCGCCCUCGUCAUGCAGACGGGGCAGGGCGGCAGGUACAGCCUCCUCGUCCACCACACCGCCGACGAGCUCAGGGCCUUCGGGCUCACCGACGAGAUGCUCGAGGACCAGAUGUGGCAGAAGACGGCAAAGCCAGGGGAGCUCAACUACACAUUCAUGACCAACGGCCAGUCAUUCUUCGAUCGAUUCACUACUACUACUAGUACCUACUAAUUAACCAAAUACUAACUAGUAGAUGUAUCCUGCUGGUCCUUGUUCAAAAAAAAAGGAUAUAUCCUGGCUAGUAGUACAGUACCAACAACUUAGCCUUUUUUUUGCUUGUACGUACGGAAGAUCAUCUUAAUUACUGAUUAAUUCACUGCUGUAUCUUGGCCCUGUUUGGUUUGUUUGGGCCAGAAAGUAGCACAAACUUAGACUAAUAAUUACGGGUAUUAAAUAAAGCUAGUUUACUGCAA
This is a messenger RNA of Panicum virgatum (switchgrass), 1761 nucleotides long. RefSeq names its product phosphoglycerate mutase-like protein AT74H. The record is from RefSeq and is a predicted model, not a curated record. Gene Ontology annotation, molecular function: phosphatase activity. The coding region runs from base 434 to 1519 and encodes 361 amino acids. The transcript has a single exon. NCBI's taxonomy places the organism in Eukaryota, Viridiplantae, Streptophyta, Magnoliopsida, Poales, Poaceae.